Messenger RNA from Caenorhabditis sp. 36 PRJEB53466, 1182 nucleotides. The record is from the annotation of a GenBank genome assembly. Lineage: Eukaryota; Metazoa; Nematoda; Chromadorea; Rhabditida; Rhabditidae.
AUGAGUACGGAUCUGUGGAAAACGCCGACGAUAUCCCAAACUCUUCAGCUGCCGGAGGACUCUGCAAUCGGACAAAAAGUUACGAUUCGGAUGAAAGAGAUGCACGGACUCGCGUGGUCCGUCCGAAAUCAUUCUCAUUCCACAGUGAAACUCGUACUUUCAGGAUUGGUCAUUGGACUGUCUUGAACACUGCCAAAGGCGAAUUCCAAUUGAAAUGCAACGAAGACAGUCUGUGUGCGUGGGAGUUCGUGGCCCACGUGGAAGCGGAGUUCCGUGGAGACGGCCGCAAAACGGAGAAGGUCGAGCAGGAAGUGCGAUUCUCGGAUAAACUGACCAUUCUGAACAUGAAAUGGGUCGAAGAAGGACGUAAAUACAACCAAGUCGAACUGAAAAUCACUCGGAAGGCGGCCUUCUCAGUUCCGAGUACGUCUUUCCUGGAUUUCGGAAAGAAGAGCAAGUGGCUCAAUGUGCUCAUUCGUGACGAGCAGAACUCCAUUCAGAUGUAUGGAAACUCCGGGGUACACUUAUUUUGGCCCUUUUUCCACACUCAUUUCCAUUAAAGAUUCUCGCCAUCCACUCUCCAGUAUUGAAAGCACAAUUCGAUGCGGAUGAAUCGGAGGAGCAUGAGAUCGUGAUUUCCCUGGAUUUGUUCCCUGCAAUGACGGAACUUUUGAACUUUCUUCAUCCGCCGUGCAGUUUCAGAAAGCCACAUUCGAGCAGUGACAGUUCGUUCGUGCAAGGAAUCGGCCUGUAAAUUCCAGUUGUUUCAGUAGAAAACGUGUUAAAUUUGGCGCAGAAAUGGGAAAUGGAAACUGUGUUGAAAAAGAGUGAGGAACUGUUGAUAAACGAGAGAAUGGCAAGCAAUGAAGGCAUCGAUCGGAGCAUCAAGCUGGCGGAGAAGUUCCACUUUCGAAAGCUUCUGGUGAGCAGAACAUCUUCGAAUCUUUGAACGUUUCCUUUUCUUAGGAAGAAGUGCUCGUCAACGAUGUGGCCAGUGACACGAUUUUCGGAUUGCUCGCACUGAACGAGUACGGCGAAUGGGCACGUGCGGCGAUGUUGAGCCGGCUUCUCGAAGGAUCGGAAAGCAGUGAAUAUUCGGAUGAUCACGACGAGGACGACAGUUUCGAAGAGGAAAGAGACUACGGAGGCGGCGGAGGACGAUCGGACUGCAGGCAAAUGUGA